Miscanthus lutarioriparius is the source of this 651-nucleotide messenger RNA. NCBI's taxonomy places the organism in Eukaryota, Viridiplantae, Streptophyta, Magnoliopsida, Poales, Poaceae. The record is from the annotation of a GenBank genome assembly.
AUGAGUGACAGGUUGCAGGAAGUCUUGACUAUAAGCGAAAACUUUCCAAGGACAAAUGUGGAAGAACGCGCACUGGGCACCUUUCUUGAAGAGCAAGAACGGAGGCUGCGGAAUGUCGUAGAUCUCUGUAAGGCAUAUUCGUCCCAAACAAUUGGGGUGACUACCAGAGGCGAGAAUGAAGACGACGAGGAUGAAGCCCCUGCAGAAGAUGAAGCCUCUCCAGAAGAUGAAGCCCCUUCAGAAGACGAGUCCGAAGACAAUGAUGAAGCCUCUGCAGAAAACGCCAUUGCCAGUGCAGACGACGACAUAAUCCACCUCCGCCGGUCAUCAAGGGAGCGUCGUGCACCUGAUCGGUACCUUGGAGGAACACCCAUGCCUAGUCAGAGAGCUCAAGGGAGAGGAGUGUGCGCUGCAGCACCCUCUUCCUUCUCAUUAGGCACCAAUCUAUUGCUCGAAGUGCCCUCUUCCUCAGCAGACUGCUUCUUAGCGCCCAAAGGGUCAGAUUCUGUUGCACUUAAGCUUCCUGACACAGAUGGGGAGGUUGUUGAUCUUCCUGGUGGGGGUCUUGCUGAAUACACAUGUAGGGGUGAAUCAUCAAGGUUCAAGGUUGAUGUGGAAGGAUGGUCAUUGGAUUCGUGCUUGAGCUCAUAA